AAAAAGGAGGUCGUGAGCGGUCCCCGGGACUGCGGCGCUCGGCGUCUUAAGACUGCGCGCGUGCGGCGGCCUCGCCCGGCGCCUCGCUCUCCAGCGCGCCGCCUGCAACCUCCGCAGCGCAGCCGGGCGGCGGCGCGGCCCAGCGGCCGGAGGUCCGAGCGGCGGCGCGCAGUCCGGCUCCACGAGCCUCCAUGACAUUGGGCGCCCGGGGCGCGCGGAGAUGCUGAUCCGGAAGAGGCAGUGGCUGCAGUGCAGCGCGCGAGGCUGCUCACGCGCCGCGGUCCGGCCUGGGCUCCUGUGCCAGAGUUUCUGAUCACACCCGAACCGGGACCCCAGGAGGCUGGAUCUCCAGCACAGAGCAGCGGCGUCGGCGGCGCCCCAACUUGCACGCGCGGAGUGACCCCCAGACAUCUCACUAAAAUGAGCGUGCUUAGCAGGAAGAGAUGUGUUCCCUACACUAGAAAUUACCCCGUCACAUGUAGUGGUAGCGACUGCCUCCAUCCCUGUCUCAAAGUGGGUCUUCAGCUGAGAAGACAGACACGUGGGCAACUGGACAGAACCAGAGUCCCAAUUAAUGGAUUCUGACAUGGAUUAUGAAAGGCCAAACGUAGAGACCAUCAAGUGCGUGGUGGUGGGCGACAACGCCGUGGGCAAGACCAGGCUCAUCUGUGCCCGGGCCUGCAAUGCCACCCUCACCCAGUACCAGCUUCUUGCCACCCAUGUGCCCACAGUGUGGGCCAUUGACCAGUAUCGAGUAUGCCAGGAGGUGCUAGAACGCUCCCGAGAUGUGGUAGAUGAUGUCAGCGUCUCCCUGCGCCUCUGGGACACCUUUGGAGACCACCACAAAGACCGGCGAUUUGCUUAUGGAAGAUCUGAUGUGGUGGUUCUGUGUUUCUCCAUUGCCAACCCCAAUUCCCUCCACCAUGUCAAGACCAUGUGGUACCCAGAAAUCAAGCAUUUCUGUCCCCGAGCUCCUGUCAUUCUGGUGGGCUGCCAGCUGGACCUGCGCUACGCUGAUCUGGAAGCCGUUAACAGAGCCAGGAGACCCUUGGCUAGGCCCAUCAAGCCCAAUGAGAUCCUGCCCCCAGAGAAGGGUCGGGAAGUGGCCAAGGAGCUGGGGAUCCCUUACUACGAGACCAGUGUGGUGGCCCAGUUUGGCAUCAAGGACGUCUUUGACAACGCCAUCCGGGCUGCCCUCAUCUCCCGCCGCCACCUGCAGUUCUGGAAAUCUCAUCUGCGCAAUGUGCAGCGGCCCCUACUGCAAGCACCCUUCCUGCCCCCCAAGCCACCGCCCCCCAUCAUCGUGGUGCCCGACCCCCCCUCCAGCAGUGAGGAGUGCCCCGCCCACCUCCUGGAAGACCCGCUCUGUGCUGAUGUCAUCCUGGUGCUGCAGGAGCGCGUGCGCAUCUUUGCCCACAAGAUCUACCUCUCCACCUCCUCCUCCAAAUUCUAUGACUUGUUCCUCAUGGACCUGAGUGAGGAGGAGUUGGGGGGCCCCUCAGGGCCAGGGGGCCCCCGCCCAGAGGACCACCGGAGCCACCCUGAGCAACACCACCAUCAUCACCAUCACCACCAUGGGCGGGACUUCCUACUCCGGGCAGCCAGCUUUGAUGUGUGUGAGAGUGUGGAUGAGGCCGGGGGCUCCGGUCCUGCCGGCCUCCGGGCUUCCACCAGUGAUGGGAUCUUAAGGGGUAAUGGAACAGGGUACCUGCCAGGCAGGGGGCGUGUGCUUUCUUCUUGGAGCCGAGCUUUUGUGAGUAUCCAGGAAGAGAUGGCAGAGGAUCCUCUGACCUUCAAAUCCCGGCUGAUGGUAGUGGUGAAGAUGGAUAACUCCAUUCAGCCAGGGCCCUUCCGGGCUGUUCUCAAGUACCUGUACACAGGGGAGCUGGGUGAAAAUGAGCGGGACCUCAUGCAUAUCGCCCACAUUGCUGAGCUGCUAGAGGUCUUUGAUCUACGUAUGAUGGUGGCCAACAUUCUCAACAACGAGGCCUUCAUGAAUCAGGAGAUCACCAAGGCCUUCCAUGUCCGCCGGACCAACCGGGUUAAGGAGUGCUUGGCAAAGGGCACCUUCUCAGAUGUGACCUUCAUCUUGGAUGAUGGGACCAUCAGCGCCCAUAAACCCCUACUGAUUUCCAGCUGUGACUGGAUGGCUGCCAUGUUUGGGGGGCCAUUUGUGGAGAGUUCUACCAGGGAGGUGGUGUUUCCGUACACAAGCAAGAGCUGCAUGAGGGCUGUGCUGGAGUACCUCUACACAGGCAUGUUCACCUCCAGCCCGGACCUGGAUGAUAUGAAGCUCAUCGUCCUCGCCAACCGCCUCUGCCUGCCGCACUUGGUGGCCCUCACAGAGCAGUACACAGUGACCGGGCUGAUGGAGGCAACCCAGAUGAUGGUGGACAUCGAUGGGGACGUCCUUGUGUUCCUGGAAUUGGCACAGUUCCACUGUGCCUAUCAGUUGGCCGACUGGUGUCUCCACCACAUCUGCACCAACUACAACAACGUGUGCCGCAAGUUCCCACGAGACAUGAAGGCCAUGUCCCCAGAAAACCAGGAGUACUUCGAGAAGCACCGGUGGCCACCAGUCUGGUACCUGAAAGAAGAGGAUCACUAUCAGCGCGCGCGGAAAGAACGCGAGAAAGAGGACUAUUUGCACCUGCGGAGGCAGCCCAAGCGGCGGUGGCUGUUCUGGAACAGUCCCUCAUCACCGUCCUCCUCAGCAGCAGGCUCGGCGUCCCCAUCCUCCUCCUCGGCUGUGGUCUGAGAUGCUGCCACCCUCUUCUGAUCCUGCUGCUGUUGUCCUCAUUAGCCCUUAUCCCUUCUGCUCUUCUUUAUCAUCCUCUCCACCCGACAGGGACGAGGGAACUCACCUAACCAGGGCCCUAAGGGCAGAGCUGUUCUCACCAGCCAAUAUGGCUCAGGCCAAGAGGAGCCAGGGCCCUGCAGAUCAGAACAGGGUCCACCUACAAUUCCAGGCAGGGCAGGGAAGCAUCUGCUCCGAGGUGGGGAGCAGGAAAAGAACUCAGAGCUCUUGAUAUCCUCUCUCUGGACUUGACAAUAGAGUCAACGGAAGAAAGCUUCCCUGUACAUGGGCUUGUCUGUUUUGGUCUCUGCUUUGGCCGGGGAGGCAGCUCCCUCCCCAGGAGCUGGUCAUGUUUUUUCCACCAGCACACUUGAGGGUUGCAAGUAUUCUGUGAGCAUUGUCCUAUGGGCUUACUCAGAUCCCGCUUGAGAGGUCAGGGUGGAAAAGAAGUCUGCAGAGCCCGUAUCAAGGCUUCUGCACCCUGCCAUGUGGCUGCUGGGGCGGGGCGGGGCGGGGGGCGGGGAAUGGAGUACACUGCAUCCUGCUAGCCUCUUUUCAGGGCUGCAGGCAAUGCAGCCAGACCUACUGGUGGGCGGCAGCCCUGAUGAGGGUUCAGGUUUGUAGGCAAUGAGCCUUCUACUUCGGCCCUCCCGCACUCCUCACAUGUGGACAUGAAAGGAGGAGGAGGAAGGGUGGGUUCUCUGCUCAGCAAGCCCAUGCUCCUCUAGGCUUCUUCCCCUGUCUCUGGGUGGCACUGCUUUUUAUGGGGUGAGGCAAAAGUAGCCCAACAAAUGAAAACCAAACUCAAAAGAAAGUCACCACCAAGACCACUCUAUCCUUUGGGCACUGCAGUCCCCCCCACCCCCCAAGAAAGAAUGAAGUUCCAAAAAGAAAGCCUGGAGAGAAGACAUUUACAAAGCUGAAGGGGGCCUCUAUAAUAAGGUGGAUAUGAAGGGUCGGUAGUACCAGCCACUCCAAUGCCUUUCAGGAGAGGGCUGGUCCCCUCCAUAUCUGAGGAUGCUGUUGCCCGAGGCGGGAUGUACACAGAGCAUGUGCUUUCGGGGAUGUGGGUGGGUGGGGUGGGAGGCUUUUGGCAGGGGUUAAAUGCCAGGAAAGGACACACUGGAGAACAGGCCACACAGCUCACCCUGGUUCUGGUUGAGGAUCAAGGGAGAGCUGGGCAGGAAGGAAAUGUUAGUCCAGAGAGGAAUCUGGGUGACUGGAGAAAGAACACAAUAGCUUGAAGCCCCCAUGGAACAAACACUGGGCCUCAGUUGGCCCUUUCCAUUUCCUAAUUGUGAUCCAUACUUCACCACCUUUUAGCAUGUUUUAGGCUUAUGAGGUAAAGUCCCACGAGGCAGUAGGAAGUACUUACUGACUGAUCCCCGGGACCUAGAUCGGUUGCUUAGGUCUGGGAUUAAAGCAAACCCAGAAGCAAAGGCAACCCUCCAACUGUGUGGUACCGGGACCUAGAGUUCUGAUCUUGCUUUGUCAGGAGAAACAGGCAGGUCUCCCAGAGUGCUGAACUUGGGAGCCUGGACCCACCAAGACUGCAGCUGCCUCUUGGUCAAAUCCUCCAGAAUUGCUGGCUGGGGAAGCGUGUUGUGUGCUGCCCUCUGCUGGCUAGUGUGCUCUCCUGCAGCUGAGCUCUAAAAGCUUCAAGCGUGAAGAUGAGGAGUCUGUAAGCCUGGAAAAGGCAGAGCCUCUCACACCUUCCUUUGAGGACAGAGUUAGGGGUACAUCUCUUGGGAGCUGCAGGUAAUAAGUAGAGUCCAGUCCUAAAGAGCAAGGAGAAUUGGGUCUCUCAGUCGAGCAGCCUGGGCAUUCACUAGUGAUGAGGAUGAACAGGGACAGGCCAGUGGGAGAAAGUGAAGAUUUGUGGAGUUGGUGGAAGUCCAAGGAAGACCAUGCCCCCCCAGCCAGGCCAGUUCACCCCUCAGGGACCCACCUCCCUACCCCCCACAGCUGUCAGAGCCAGUGUGCACCAGGUGGAGCCCUACAGCCUAGUAGAAGCACCCAGGGGGACUGAGUGAGCCAGGAAAGGGGAGGUGCACAUUGCAGUCCCAGUCCAUGGGUGCUCUGGAUUCCAGGGAGACAGAAGCAGGAGACACUCCAGUGGGGGGCAAGCCUCUGGCAUAAAAGCCCCCCUGUCAGGGGGCGGGCAGUGACAGAAGAACAAGCUCCCCUGGACUGGACUAUGUCCCUCAGUAUUGUCUUAGAUGGGGGCAAAAACAAAUGAACAACGACAACAACAAAACCCCACACCUUUUUAUAUAAGGUUUCAUAUUUAAUUUGGUCAUGAAUUCAUAAUACAUGAGUAUUUUGUACCUAA
Molecule: messenger RNA, 5129 nt
Organism: Peromyscus leucopus (white-footed mouse)
Lineage: Eukaryota; Metazoa; Chordata; Mammalia; Rodentia; Cricetidae
Gene: Rhobtb2
Product: Rho related BTB domain containing 2
Exons: 11
Coding region: 575-2758 (727 amino acids)
Biological process (GO): small GTPase-mediated signal transduction
Molecular function (GO): GTP binding; GTPase activity; protein binding
Source: RefSeq, a predicted model, not a curated record